This is a messenger RNA of Cottoperca gobio, 3218 nucleotides long. It is a transcript of the gene tmprss6, whose product is annotated as transmembrane serine protease 6. Gene Ontology annotation, biological process: proteolysis. Gene Ontology annotation, molecular function: serine-type endopeptidase activity; protein binding. The record is from RefSeq and is a predicted model, not a curated record. Lineage: Eukaryota; Metazoa; Chordata; Actinopteri; Perciformes; Bovichtidae. The coding region runs from base 443 to 2869 and encodes 808 amino acids. The transcript is spliced from 18 exons.
CAUGGUCCGCUGGGACUUCUUGUUUGUAUGCAGGGUGAAAUGAACUCUGGGAAACGAGUGCGUAAACAGCCAGACUUCAUUCCCAUUAGAGUUCCUUGUGCAGGGGCGUGUGAGCAUCACUGUUGCUAGGUAACGAUGAGUGUACCUGUACUUAUCUGACUCACUGCUGCACGUAGGAUCGUAAACCAGCCACAGGUUGUGACUUGGUGUUUAGGUUUUAUUCUGUAGAACUUGAAAUAUCUCUGAGCGACGGACGUUAUCGAUUGACCUUUCUCUACCUUUGGACUUACAAACAGAGCGGGAGCCGUUCUCUGUGUGUUGGAGCAACAUGUCUGCUCGUGUGCUCGCCAGAGAUGCAAAAUAAAAGCUGCUAAAUUGUAGAUUCAUCAAUGAGCACAAAAGGACAGUGAGAUGAUCUUUCACGGAACAAAGGAGUGACGCAAUGGCGCUCGGGCACGGCUCCAAGAAAUCUGUUUCAUGCGAGGCGGGGGUCAGUCCUGCUUCUCUGAACACUGGGGCAGAAGCUGUUGGUCAAGCUUUGGCUCUCCCCACCAGGAACUGUCGCCUCUGUCAGUGUCUCCUGGCCUUCAUCAUCGUCAUCCUCGCAGCAGCAGGAGCAACACUGGCCUGGUACUUCUUGUAUUAUAGGGUUUGGGUGUUGGAGCCUCGUGUGCAGCAGCAGUACACAGCCUACCUGUCCAUUCUCAACAGGAACUUCUCUGAUGAUCUGUCCUCUCACAACAGCCCUGCAUUCAAGAAAGAGGCGAAGGGAGUACAGAGCAUGGUGAAGAAGAUAAUGAAGGGCUCCAGUCUUUCUCAAUACUUCAACUACACCACUGUGUUCGCCUUCGGCGACGGGAGUGUUGUGACUCACUUCUGGAUACUGAUGUCAGUGCCAGGCAGCCAUGUUGGGAUGGUCACACUGGAGAAGGUCACCACGAGCCUGGAGGAGGGUCUGAGGGGGGGCAGAGGGUCAGGGGGGGGGGAGACGGCCAGCUUCAGUGGAUACCUCGUCCACCUCUCCUCGCUGUCUGUCAGUGAAACCGACUCCAAAGUUAUAGAGCUUUUGAAAGCCUCGUUUGACUGUUACCGCUACCAGAAGGUGGUGUCAAGCAGCCCCUUGGCCCUUCGUGGCCCCGACACGCAGCGCUCCUCCUGCAUGUGGCACCUCCAGGCCGCCCCUGGCUCCCAGUUGGAGCUCCACAUGGAGUGGCUGCUGCCAGAGUGCCGGGACAGACUGGUGGUGUACAACUCCCUCACACCCUCCGAUUCUCACCUCAUCACAUCUGUGUACGGCUGCAGCAGACAUGAGCGUGUGGUGCGAGUCCUGUCUUCAGGCGAGUGGAUGACGGUGAUUUGGAAACAGGGUCUGUACAACUACAAGGACCCGUUCUCCCUGUCUGCACAGGCCUGGGGCCGCCAGAACUGCAGCUCCACGAUAGAGCUGAAUUCAGUUUCAGGGGUCCAGGAGACCCUGAGGACACCUUUCUUCCCCAGCUACUACCCCCCCGACACCAACUGUACCUGGAGCUUUACUAUGCCGAGUGUAGGGAUGGGCUUGUCUCUGGAAUUUGAGGGUUACGAGUUGAGCAGAGCCGGCUACAACCAGGCCUGCACCCAGGGACAGUGGAUCAUCCAGAACCGCAGACUGUGUGGCACCAGAGGCCUGCAGCCGUACAUCGAGCGCCUCUUCCUGCUCGCCACGACGACCACUGUUGUCAUGACAUCAGAGGUGUCACUCACAGGGCCGGGACUCCAGCUGCACUACAGAGUCUUCAACCUAUCAGAUCCGUGUCCAAACCAGUUUCUGUGCACCAUUAACGGCCUGUGUGUUCCUGCCUGUGACGGCAUCAAGGACUGUCCCAACGGACUUGACGAGAGAAACUGCGUGUGUGUGGCACAGUUCCAGUGUCCAGAGGACAGUCAGUGUGUGGACUACUACAAGGUGUGUGACCAACUCCCAGACUGCCCUGAAGCAACAGACGAGAUGAACUGUACUGACGGUGUGCAGUGCACAGAUAUGACCUAUGUGUGUGCUGAUGGAACAUGUCUGAAGAAGCCGAACCCGGAGUGUGACUUUGUCAGCGACUGUCCCGACGCCUCCGAUGAGAAGCAGUGUGACUGCGGCCUGAGGCAGUUCUCCAGCCGUAUUGUGGGCGGGACCAAUGCCACAGAGGGGGAGUGGCCAUGGCAGGUCAGCCUCCAGGUGCGGGGCACCCACAUUUGCGGGGGCGCGCUAAUCUCCAGCCAAUGGGUGGUGUCCGCUGCCCACUGUUUCUACGACGACAGUCUGUACUCCCCCUCUGUGUGGACGGUGUACCUGGGUAAACUCCUGCUCAACCCCAGCAGCUCUACUGAAGAAGUGACUCGAGUUCAGCAGAUCCACCUUCACCAAUACUACGACGACGAGACCCACGACUACGACCUGGCCCUGCUGAAGCUGGACCGGCCCGCCUCCACGCUGCUGGCUGGGCACGCUCGACCCGCCUGCCUGCCUCCGCCCACCCACCAGCUGGAGCCGGGCCUGCUCUGCUGGGUCACCGGCUGGGGGACUCUCCGUGAGGGGGGCAGUGCCAGUAAUGUGCUUCAGAAGGUGGACGUCCGCCUGGUCAGCGAGGAAGCCUGUGUUCGCUCUUACGGCCACCUGGUCACUCCCAGAAUGCUUUGCGCUGGUUACCGCAGUGGAGACAAAGAUGCCUGUCAGGGAGACUCUGGCGGCCCCUUGGUCUGCCAGGAGCCGUCGGGUCGCUGGUUCCUGGCCGGGGUGGUGAGCUGGGGCAAAGGCUGCGGACGUCCAGACUACUACGGCGUCUACACUCGCGUCACGAGGCUCGCCGACUGGAUCAAGCAGGUCAUCAGCAGCCGCUGACACAUCAAUAUAUAUCCAUAUCCUCAGAGCCCAAAGCUGUGAAAACAGUUAGUACGUGAGGAGAAACAGCUGGGAGAUGCUUUCAGAUUGUUUCUCAGCCAAGAUAAUGGCCAAUAAUAAUCAACCUUAUUUAUGCAGCACGUUGCACAACUGAUAUUGUUGAGUGUUUAUCCAGCAGGUCAGAAGAAACAUGACAACAUCGUGAAAAUAAAGUCAUGAAAUAAAUAGAAUGGUCAUGUAAUAUAUAUUUUCUAGAAGUGAUUAAGAAAAGCUCAGUUUCAGAAGUGAUUGUAAUGAUUGUUGAAUCGACUGUAAAAGAUCUUGAUUAAACAUUUACUCUCUUACAGAC